AUGGGAAAGGUUGGUCCAAUAUUUCUAAACCUUUUGCUCUCACUAUGCCUAGCCAUGCCAAUAGUACAAAGCACCAUUGAAGGACCUGAGAUUGAGCAAUGGUUUCAAAACCUUCAUCUAGCAAAACAGAAGAUGACCCGCCUGCACUUCUACUUCCACGACGUCGUUUUGGGCCCAAGCCAGACCUCAGUGGGGGUAGCCCGAGCACCCAACACCUUCAAAUCACCCACCUUGUUCGGGCUAGUCAACAUCUUUGACAACCCGCUAACCAAGGGACCCGAACCCACAUCUGAGCUCUUGGGUCGAGCUCAAGGGCUCUACGGGUUCGCCUCCCAAGAGGAAGUGAGUCUUCUUAUGUCUGUGAACUUUGUUUUCACAAGUGGCAAGCACAAUGGGAGCAGCCUCACCGUUUUGGGUCGUAACCCAGUGGUGCAUUCAGUCAGAGAGUUGCCAAUAAUCGGUGGAACUGGUGUUUUCCGAUUGGCACGUGGGUUGGCGUUGGCCAAGACUUAUUUUAUUAAUACCACUCUUGCCAUUGUUGAAUACAAUGUUGUAGCUCUGCAUUAUUGA
Molecule: messenger RNA, 570 nt
Organism: Prunus armeniaca (apricot)
Lineage: Eukaryota; Viridiplantae; Streptophyta; Magnoliopsida; Rosales; Rosaceae
Source: the annotation of a GenBank genome assembly